UUGGGAAGGAAGACGAAUUUUUGUCCGAUUUUCCCCGCAGCCGCAGCGUCGAUGAGAAGCAGUCGAGGAACUCCAUUCUAACUGAAUGGAUUGGUAUGGGGAGAAGCGGACCACAGAUCACGGCUAAGCGGCAGCUUUUGGACUGUGUAACGUUGACGAUGGUUUUACUUUCUCUGCUGUUUCGACCAGCUCACUGCCAGCAGUGUCGAAUCCAGCGCUGCAACGCGGAUUAUGUGUCCUCCACCUCGCCCUCUAGUGGUCUGCAGGAUGACGUGGCUCUAGAUGUGGACUACUGCAUUGCCUUGCGGGCCUACGCUCAGUGCACCCGGCGGCAGGCGCGCAGCUGCAGGGGUGACCUGGUCUACCACUCGGCCGUCUUCCGCAUUAAGGAGCUAUUCUCUCAGCACAACUGCUCCAGCGACGGGCCCACCUCCUCCGCCAAGGUCCCCAGUACGCCUCGCCCGGCCGUGUCGGAGCUGUGCGACUACGAGAACCGGGUCCUCAUGUCGGGCUCAGCCGGGCAGAAGAAAUACGCCCACUGUGGAUUAUUCGGAGACCCGCACCUACGGACUUUCCGCGACGAGUUUCAGACCUGCAAGGUGGAAGGGGCGUGGCCUCUGAUUGACAACCGCUUCCUGUCGGUGCAGGUGACCAACGUGCCCGUUGUGCUCGGCUCCAGCGCCACCGCGACCAGCAAGAUCACUGUGAUCUUCAAGUCCUUCCACGGCUGCACGGAUCAGAAGGUGUACCAGGCCACCACAGAUGAUCUGCCGAUGGCCUUCCAGGACGGGACUCGCAGCGGCGGCGAGAGCCUGACCAUCGCGGAGCGCGGCGGCUCUGGAGUGAGCCGCCAGGUGAAGAUACAGGCCCGUUACAUCGGCACGUCCAUCAUCGUCCGGCGCGUGGGCAGCUACCUGACCUUCGCCAUCCGCAUGCCAGAGGACACCCUGGACUUUUCGGACAACGGCGGUCUGCAGCUGUGCCUGCACGGCUGCCCACGCAACGAGCUCAUUAAGGAGCACACGCUGGGCCGCCAGAGCCAGGAGCCCCGCCUGCAGGGCACCAACACGGAGCUGGGUCCUCUGCGGCCUCCUCACCAGGUCUACACGGUGGAGCGGGCCACGGCCAAGUGUAGGGAGACACUGCAGGUGGAGGACGUGUACUUUCAGUCCUGCGUGUUUGACUUGCUGACCACGGGGGACCCCGAGUUCUCCAUGGCGGCCUUCGGCGCUCUGGAGGAUUUAAAGGCGCUGCCGCCGAGCAAACUGAGGCAGAACUCCCCGAGGACUCCUCGUCUUUACAACCGAGCAGCGUCGCACAUGGUGGCUGCAGCAGCCAACGGCUCCCUGCUCUCACUCCUGCUCCUCAGUCUGCUGCUUUUGUAAAAAAAAAAAAAAAAAAAUAUAUAUAUAUAUAUAAAUGAUUUAAAAAAACAAACAAAAGAGAAACCUGGAGACAAACAGAACGUGGAAGCAUUACCAGCUUGAGGAAAGAGUGAGUAGAGCUCAGACAUAUAUAUAUGUAAUUUCUUUGUUUGGGGGGGGGGGGUUGGGCAAUUUGUGAAUGUUGUCAUUUGAAGGAUUUCACACUCAUUAAAUAUGUUGGUUUUUUCCCACUUCACAUUUCCCGUGGGAUCCAUGAGUGACAUCAGUUGAAAUGCAUGAACUGAGGUUUGGGGUCCAGCUCAUCAUGUUUCCACAUGCUCACUGUUAAUCGGUUCACGGCAGCUAAACGGCAUUGAGUUGUUUUGGUUUUUUUGUAAAUAGAAGAGUCGUCAUCGUGCACAACCUUCAAACACUCCACCGCGCAUGAAGCUGCACAUGUAUCUCCGUACUGUAUGUAAGCAGCGUGGCUCCUAGAUCCUGUAUAAUCCAGUAUUAUCAAUAGCAUGCAACGGUUUUAACAGAAAGUUUUGUGUGCUCAGAUGUCAUUUCUUUGUCGAUUUCAACAGUUCAUUUCAGAAACCUGGUACGAUAAAUACACAGGAUCCAACAACUGUAUGUAAAAAACUACCUAUCCAUAACAUAUGGCGUGUCAGUGUGAUAUUCAACAGUCCUCUGCUGUGAAACACUCCCUCUUCAAGCUGUUUGGCUUCCAGUUUUAAAAAAAACACAAAUCUUUAUAUAAUAAUAUAUUAAAAGAGUGUAUAUAUGUGUUUUAUAUAGUGUACAUUUGCUUGUGUAUAGAUGUUUUAACUGUAAUGUGUUUUACAUUUGUUGUGUUUUUAGUAGGUUAUUUUGAGACAUUGUAACUAAUAUGCGUUUUCUGUAUUAAAGUGUUGGACACUCCGGA
This is a messenger RNA of Anarrhichthys ocellatus (wolf-eel), 2292 nucleotides long. RefSeq names its product RGM domain family, member D (gene rgmd). Gene Ontology annotation, molecular function: coreceptor activity. Gene Ontology annotation, biological process: BMP signaling pathway. Gene Ontology annotation, cellular component: plasma membrane. Bases 96 to 1385 code for a protein of 429 amino acids. The record is from RefSeq and is a predicted model, not a curated record. The transcript is spliced from 3 exons. Lineage: Eukaryota; Metazoa; Chordata; Actinopteri; Perciformes; Anarhichadidae.